This is a messenger RNA of Xenia sp. Carnegie-2017, 1907 nucleotides long. Its product is annotated as cytochrome P450 1A1-like. Gene Ontology annotation, molecular function: oxidoreductase activity, acting on paired donors, with incorporation or reduction of molecular oxygen, reduced flavin or flavoprotein as one donor, and incorporation of one atom of oxygen; heme binding; iron ion binding. The record is from RefSeq and is a predicted model, not a curated record. NCBI's taxonomy places the organism in Eukaryota, Metazoa, Cnidaria, Anthozoa, Malacalcyonacea, Xeniidae.
AUUUCACGUGUUCACAAUGACAAAGGCGAUUUUUUUUCUCGCGCGUGACACUCUCGACCAAUAAAACUGCAGGAAAUUGAAAUUAGAAAAUUGCUAAAUAAGAAUUUAAUCUAGUACAUGGAGGAUUUGAGUUAGUUGAACAUCAUUACUUGGAUUGAAAGUGCCCUCCGAGUGCAGUGUUACAAGGUUUAUUGCUCAAUCGUAUAGUGGCAAAAUAAGUGGUCAAACUUCAAGAUGCUGUUGGAAAUAUUGUUGUCUGUAGUGGUAGUUUACCUGGUAUCUUACGUCAUUCAAACUUGGCUCGAAUGUAGAAAAUUACCACCGGGUCCCAUACCCCUCCCUUUCAUUGGAAAUUUACAUCAAGUGGGGAAAAAGCCUCCAUUUUCCUUAGAGGCACUUAGCAAGAAGUAUCCUCAUGUAAUGAGGCUAAAAUUCCCCUUUGGUUACUGUAUUUUUCUUAACAGUGUAGAAGCUGUGCGAGAGGCCAUGCUGACCAAUAAAACUGACUUUGCUGGUAAACCAACUGAACAAUUUUACCCAACAACUGUCAUAAUGGAAGAACGAGAUAUGGGAACUAUAGAUUACGGGCCAGCUUUUGUAUUUCGCUCAAAGGUUUUUAAAAAUGCCCUUCAUUUAUUUGGAACUCAAACCAAAGUACUCGAAAAGCGUUUUAACGACAUCGUUAUGUCUAUGUUCGAAAGGCUAGACAACCUUCUUGGGAAAACAUCAAUUUCAAUAAAGUCUUUGAAAGUACAAUCUUUGCACUUAUGUGGGAGUCUUUCUUCUGAACGGUUACCGCAUGAUCAUCAUAAAAUUCAAGAAGUCAUAGAUUUCAUAGAAAAAUCUAACUAUUUGGGUCGCCAAGGAAGCUAUUAUCAGCUUUUUCCCAUAUUGCGUUAUCUGCCGAGCAAUUUCAAGAAAUGUCUCCAAGAAGUGCUUGACGCCAGGUAUAAGCUGUUUGGUGAAGUCUAUGAAAAUCACAAAGCUACGUACAAAGAUGGAGUAGUUCGCGACAUGACAGAUGCAAUGAUUUUGUCUUACUUCAAUGAAGAGAGUAAGGGUAAAAAUAUUCAUGGGACACUUGAUGACGUAAUGUUCUUAAUAAUUGACGUAAUGGCUGCAGGCGCUGAGACUAGUAUCUCUACUUUAAAUUGGUGUGUCUUACACUUGGUGCUCAACGAAGAUAAACAAAACAAAAUACACGAUGAGUUGGAUAGAUGUAUGGAAAACGAGACGAUGCCAAAAAUUGCUGAUUUGAAAAAAUUCCAUUAUUUGAAUGCUUUUGUUUCUGAGGUCUUUCGCUUGACCUCAGUUCUUCCGUUUUUCCCGCCACAUCGUACCUUGCGCGAUACGACUGUUAUGGGCUACAACAUACCUAAACACAUGAUGGUCCUCGUUAACAACCAUUGCAUCAACAGCAAUCCACUUAAUUGGAAAGAUCCAAGCACUUUUGAUCCUGGACGUUUUCUUGAUGACAAUGGCGAUUUUGUAGGAUGGACUAAGCACGAGGUCUUUAUACCCUUUGGUCUGGGACACCGAGCCUGUCCAGGAAAAGAUCUUGGUAAGCUUCAGCUAUUAACGAUUCUUGCCUCUUUUCUGAAAUGCUACCAUAUUAAGUUUUCUGAAAAUCAAGAGGUGCCUCCACUGCAAGAUCCUGUUAUGGGCGCAACCACACGUCCAAAAGACUACUUGGUAACUUUUGCAAAACGGAAAUGACAUGUAGAGUUAGUAUUUUUUUUAAUUUUUUACGAUUCUCUACAGUCUAUAUAAGAAAUCUUGUAAAAAUAUGGAUUGUUUAUUAUUCCAGGAGUAUUUUGUAACUCAACAAUUAAUAACACUUUGUUUCAAAUUGUGUGCAUCGACUACCCAUUUAGGUUCCAAUAAAAUUAAAAUUUUCGGGCAACAAA